Molecule: messenger RNA, 3186 nt
Organism: Peromyscus californicus insignis
Lineage: Eukaryota; Metazoa; Chordata; Mammalia; Rodentia; Cricetidae
Product: olfactory receptor 52P1-like
Exons: 1
Coding region: 1340-2287 (315 amino acids)
Biological process (GO): G protein-coupled receptor signaling pathway
Cellular component (GO): membrane
Molecular function (GO): olfactory receptor activity; G protein-coupled receptor activity
Source: RefSeq, a predicted model, not a curated record
CUUCCUGCCUUUCUCCAAGGCAGUUUCAUAGGUCCCUGGGUGCAGUGGCUGAUGCUCGCAAUUGCACGAAAAACUGUAUCUUUAGGUUGGGGACACAACUGUGAUAUCUCCAGAUGAUCUAUCUGGUUCUACUCUCUAUUUCAGUUAGCAAACAGGACACACUCGUGCCCCAGCGUGUCAUGAGCGCUUCUCUCCAUGUGAAUUCUGGUUUUGGUUCUCUUCUGUUUCCUUCUCAUCAGCAUCCCUCCCCUACUGUCCUCUUCCCAUAUUUUUCACUCGAUCUCCCUACUCUCUGAAAUUCUCAAAUAUCGCUGGUUAAUGCAUAAGAAAAGUGAGAAGACACAGGUGGAGGCAGAUCAGAAAAGCGUGUGUGGCAGAGAGUGUGGAGUAGAGAUGUGUCAAAGCUCAGCAUGGUCUCUGGACAAAAUUUAACUCUACUUGCUUAUGGGUAUUGUAUAUUGCUGGUGAUUAAAAUUCACAUCUUGUCCUUUCACAUACCUUUACUUCUCCUUAGAGAAUAUAUUUGCAAACAAUUAUCUCUCAAUGACCUCAUCAAAUCAUUUAUUAUGACUGAAUCAUCUUGACAGCUACCACUACUAAUUCCACAUCAUCUCACCUGAGUCUACCAACAGCUGCAUAGGACUCCUGAAGCAAUUCCAGGAUCUUACUAAACAUGAGCCAGGAAAUCUUCCAUCCAUAGCAGGCUACAAGAGACUUGGUCCUUCAUCUAUGUCUUGUUAUUCUUCAUCAAAACUUAAGUUUCAGUCCUUAUGAGUAAGUAGUGAUGGACUCAGGAACUUGAAACACUCAUACAAAAUGCCCUUGCCCCCCCCAUUUACUUUCCUUCAAUAAUAAUCUUCCCAUCUUGAAAAGAAACCAUAUCUGAGGCUCCCGUCCAAUCCAACUGACCCUGCGUUAUUAACAUCGCCUGUGUGUUGUCACACAGCCAAUGAAUCUGCAGGAAAUAGUACUAGAGAAAUUCAAAGGUUCUUAGGCAGAGAAAACUAUGUAAACAUCUCUAGCUCUUACUUUUGCCAUGGAAAUGGUUCUAUGUCUAUGCCCCUCAGCCAGUCCCACAGACCAGACAUUAUUAAACUACACAGAAGUGAGAAGGAGUCCUUUGAACCAAGCUGAUACUAACCCAUCUCCUGCUUUGCUAUUUCCCAGGGCCCUACAAUCUUCACAUCUCAGGUGCUCUUUUGUGGAGUCUAACUCAAAUGUUUCUGCUGCCAUUCAUCUACAGCAUAAAUACGAUCCCAGCUGUUCCAUCUCUUCAGGUUUCAUAGACACUAGAGCAAAGCAGUGAGAUCUUCCACACACACUCUUCUUUAGCCUGACCAUGCAGUACACGAACCACAGCCAUCAGAACCCGAGCUCCUUUCUACUUAUGGGAAUUCCUGGCCUGGAGUCGUCCCACUUUUGGAUUGCAUUUCCUUUCUGCUCCAUGUACGCCUUGGCAGUGCUUGGCAACGUGGCAGUUCUGCUGGUGGUGCACUCUGAGCCUUCGCUGCACCAGCCCAUGUACCUGUUCCUAUGCAUGCUGUCCACCAUUGACCUGGUGCUCUGCACCUCCACUGUGCCCAAGCUCCUCGCACUCUUUUGGGCGAAUGCUGCUGAGAUUGCCUUUGGGGCCUGUGCUGCCCAGAUGUUCUUUAUCCAUGGCUUCUCAGCCGUAGAAUCUGGUAUCCUGCUGUCAAUGGCCUUUGACCGCUACUUGGCUAUCUGUCGGCCACUGCACUAUGGGUCAUUGCUGUCCCCAGAGUCAGUGAGCAAGUUAGGGGCUGCUGCUCUGCUUCGUGGCUUGGGGCUCAUGACCCCACUUACUUGCCUACUGGCGAGGCUGAGCUACUGUGGCCGAGUGGUGGCACACUCCUACUGUGAGCACAUGGCUGUGGUGAAGCUGGCUUGUGGAGGCACACAACCAAACAAUAUAUAUGGUAUCACAGCAGCCACACUCGUCGUAGGAACUGACUCCAUUUGUAUUGCCAUAUCCUAUGCACUCAUCCUCCGGGCUGUGUUGGGCCUCUCCUCCAAAGAGGCCAGGGCUAAGACCUUUGGCACUUGUGGCUCCCACCUAGGUGUCAUCCUUCUCUUCUACACACCUGGGCUCUUCUCGUUCUAUACGCAGCGCUUUGGCCAGCAUGUACCCAGGCAUGUCCACAUCCUCCUGGCUGACCUCUACCUGGUUGUGCCACCCAUGCUCAACCCCAUCAUCUAUGGGAUGAAAACCAAGCAGAUCAGAGAUGGAGCAUUCCGACUACUGAAGAGGGGUCCCGCUCCAUCAUAAUGCUUCAACUACACCCCCGGACCCUAUGCCAUUUUUCUCCAGCCCUUGAGAAAUGUUUACAUGACUGCCAACAUGCUGGAAGGCAAAAACCCACACUCAAUGAUAUCCUUACUUUAGAAUGGAGAUCUAGCACGUGUUGGAGGAGAAACCAUCUGAUGCUUGCUACUUGUGGUGGAGAUAAAGUCACAAUGCUCAGGAACAUUACCUAAAGGGAGAUACAGCUUCCAAACUAAUAGUGGCUUCCUUGGAAAUGCCACUGUCUAACAUCUCUCCUCUCUUCCAAAGGAUGUUGAUUAAAUGAGAUAAAUGUGGUUACUGACAUGAUAAGAACAAUAGUUCCCACCCACAGGUUGCUAUGUGCACUAGCUAAUUCCUUUUUAUUGAUGACAAAUAUUACAUUUUGAAAAUGCACCACAGCUUGACUAUCUGGUCUUAGACACCUGGAUAUUUUCCACUUUGGGCUGUUAGGAAAUAAAGCUGCUGUAUUUCUUAACCUACAAGUACAAUUGCUAGGACAGAAGGGAGGUGUAUGUUUAACAGAACCUGCUGAGUGGCUUUGUUCAACAUAGUUGUACCAUGUUACAGUCUCAUCAGUGAUGUCAAGCAGUUCCCAGUUGUUCCUCUCCUGCCCAUCCUUGAUAGUGUCAUUCUUUAUUUUAAUCACUCCAGUGAGCAUAAGCUAGAAGAAAUUCAUUGCAAAGUUGCUUUGCAUUUUCCUUGUAACUAAUUAUGCUAAACAACCUCUCUCAUAUUUACAAUUUAUGUAUAUUCCUUUUAUGAAAUUUUCAGUCUUUUGCCAAUAUUUAGAGUUUCUUACUUGGUAUUAUCUGUAUUGUCUGUUUGUUCUGCAUCCAAGUUAUCUGUCAAGUAUACAUACUAAAAAUAUUUGCCUAAUUUGU